Dermatophagoides farinae (American house dust mite) is the source of this 1438-nucleotide messenger RNA. RefSeq names its product OXA1L mitochondrial inner membrane protein (gene OXA1L). Gene Ontology annotation, biological process: protein insertion into mitochondrial inner membrane from matrix. NCBI's taxonomy places the organism in Eukaryota, Metazoa, Arthropoda, Arachnida, Sarcoptiformes, Pyroglyphidae. Gene Ontology annotation, cellular component: mitochondrial inner membrane. Gene Ontology annotation, molecular function: membrane insertase activity. The record is from RefSeq and is a predicted model, not a curated record.
GUCACAUGUUUGAAAACAAAUAUCAUCAUAUGGUAUAUUGCGAAUUUUUGAAAACAUUUCAUUGAUCCAACAACAACAACAAAAAAAUAUGCGAUCCAUUCUCAUAUUGCGAACUGUUUCAUCGGUUUUCAAUCGUAAUGGUUGGAAAAAUGUUGAUAAAUUUUCAUCUUCAUCAUUAUUCUUGAGCGAUCGCAAUCUAAAUCAUUGUCGACCAUCAUCAUCAUCAUCGAAUGUUCGAACAUUUUCAUCAUCCGGUAUAUUGAAUGUUUCAUUAUUACGUUCACAUGAUGAACUUUGUUUUAUGAGAAAAUCGCUUAUUUUUCAUCCAAGAUUCAAUUCGACAACAGCUAAAACCACCGCAACAGCAGCAGCAACAACAACAACAAAUAAUAAUGUAGCCUCAGAAAAUGUAAUCGAUCUUACGGCCAUUGAUGUACAAAAAUCGCCAUUGUUGGACAAUGAAUUCAUAUCGAAUGCUGUGCUUGAAACAUCAGUGGCAUCAUUGAAUCUAGGAUCAAAUUAUACUCCCGUUGGUUGGUGUGUUAAUUAUCUAGAUUUUUUACAUUCGGUAUUUCCAUGGUGGGGAGCUAUUGCUGUCGGAACAAUCAUCCUAAGGCUUUGUCUGUUUCCAUUAGUCGUAUCGGCUCAAAAAUCAGCAGCCAAAUUAAAUGAACUUUUACCUGAACAAGCAAUAUUAAAGGAAAAAAUGAAUCAAGCUAGAAUCAGCGGCGAUAGCAUAGAAUUUGCACGUUUAUCACAAGAAUCAAUGUCAUUGUAUAAACGAAAAGGUGUGAAUCCUUUCAAAACAAUGUUAGCUCCAUUUGCUCAAGCACCGGUAUUUAUAACGUUUUUCAUAACAUUACGGCGUAUGGCCAAUUAUCCAGUGGAAUCAUUGAAAACAGGCGGUUUAUUUUGGUUCACCGAUUUAUCCGUUAGUGAUCCAUUAUUUGCAUUGCCAGUGAUAACUUGUGCUACAUUAUGGUUAACAUUGGAAACAUCUUUCCGUAGUGGUUUAAAUCCAAAUCAAACACCAUUGAUAAAAUAUGGUGCCCGUGUAAUUCCUUUGAUAACAUUGGCAUUUACAUUCAAUUUUCCAUCAGCCAUUUUAAUGUAUUGGUGUACGAAUAAUUUCAUUUCGUUAAUACAAGUAAAUUUAUUAAAAGUGACACAAGUUCGUAGUUUUCUCAAUAUACCACAGAUUAAAGUGAAACCACAACAAUUGGAUGUAAAUAAAAAAUCAUUCACUCAACAUUUUCGUGAAACAAUGGAUAAUGCAAAAAUUAAACGUAUAAUGGAAGAACGAAAUUCAUUGGAUGAAAUCAACUUUAAAAAAGCCGGUGUUGGACCAUUACAGAAAACAUUUAAACAUGAUCCAACAGCUAGAAAUUGAUAAUCGUUAAUAAAAAAAAUAAUGAAAUGAAAUGAAAUUUGAAUUUAA